Messenger RNA from Drosophila willistoni, 813 nucleotides. Its product is annotated as vitellin-degrading protease. The record is from RefSeq and is a predicted model, not a curated record. NCBI's taxonomy places the organism in Eukaryota, Metazoa, Arthropoda, Insecta, Diptera, Drosophilidae. Gene Ontology annotation, molecular function: serine-type endopeptidase activity. Bases 24 to 785 code for a protein of 253 amino acids. The transcript has a single exon. Gene Ontology annotation, biological process: proteolysis.
AGUUGUUAAAGUCAUCUUUCAAAAUGUUAACACCAGCUAUCACCGUUGUUCCUGCUUUAAGCCUGCUGCUUAUCAUCUGCAGUAGUGGAUUCGGUGCUGCGCAAUUCAUGGAAAUUCCGUCUGGAGUACGGUUUCCCUAUCCCUAUCAUGUCGCCUUGACAAAGAAUGGGGCGUAUAUUUGUGGCGGUUCUUUUAUCACAUUCACCGUUGUCCUAACCGCCGCUCGCUGCGUCAUUCGAGAAACUCCCGAUAAAUUAAAGAUUAUGGCCAACAUCACUGCACUAAAUUCUAGAUAUGCAGAAAUCUUAAAUAUUUCCAGAUUCCUCAUUCAUCCAAAAUACAACGGUAUCAGCAACGAUAUUGCAUUGGUUGAGGUGCAUAAAUCAGAUGCCGGUUAUUUGGUGACAAGGAUUAACAUGGCCGAUGAUGACGCCGAGUACCCGGAAAAUCAGAACGCAACCUUCAUGGGAUUCGGUGGCAUAAAUUCUAAACAAGCAAAUCCCUUAAGAGUUGGCUAUGCUGUAAUAUGGCGUCGUCUAUAUUGUAGCAAAGAAUAUAUUCCAGGUGUGACAAAAAAGAUAAUUUGCGCGGGAGAUCCGUAUAAGUCGAAUAUCUUAUGCAAAGGCAAUACUGGCAGCCCAUUGGUUGUCGAUGGCAAACUCUAUGGAGUGGGAAUAUACACAUGCGGGGUAUUGCGUAGUCCGUUCUUAUUUACAUAUGUGGCUCCUUAUCGUCACUGGAUUAAUAAACAUCUUCCCAUCGGUUUUGAAAAAAGAAUCCAAUAAUAAAGGACACGCAUAUGUAGAAUUUAAA